This is a messenger RNA of Pyricularia oryzae 70-15, 2053 nucleotides long. RefSeq names its product 4-coumarate-CoA ligase. The record is from RefSeq and is a predicted model, not a curated record. Bases 287 to 1960 code for a protein of 557 amino acids. The transcript has 2 exons. Lineage: Eukaryota; Fungi; Ascomycota; Sordariomycetes; Magnaporthales; Pyriculariaceae. Gene Ontology annotation, molecular function: CoA-ligase activity. Gene Ontology annotation, biological process: secondary metabolic process.
GCGCGGGUGCUUCUGUGUUGACAUGAAGGGCGUGACCCGAGCACCUGUAACCAAAACAAACUCAAAAAAAGUGCCAAUUGCAAGCUAGCGAGCAGGACUUUUUGUUUUGUUGAGUGAACGUCCGGUAGCUGGUUAUUUUACUUUUGGUUUUGCAUCUUGUUCAGCCUUGUUGUUCCCUUGCAAACCAGAAGCAAGAAGCAAUCGAUACCGGGUACUUUUUUUUAUCAAGGUAGAUAGACAGACCCCCCGCCACCACCAGACAAAAAGAAGAAGAAAAAGAAAAAAAAUGCCGUUCAACUCCCCCUACGAACCCAUCCAGGUCCCAGAGACGGACAUCUGGAACCUGUGCUUCUCGCGGCGCAGCAAGGCGUUCCUGGACGGCAAGACGGUGUACACGGACGGGGCGACGGGGGACCGGCUGGACUGGGGCGGGCUGCGCAGCGCGUCGAUCGAGUUCGGCAAGGGGCUCAAGGCGCUGUGGGGGUGGCGGCGGGGCGAGGUGAUGGCCUUCUUCGCGCCCAACGGCAUCGACACGCCGGUGGUGACCAUGGGCCUGCUGUGGGCGGGCGGCGUGGCCAGCCCGGCCAACCCGCUGUACACGGCCGACGAGCUGGCGUUCCAGCUGCGCGACUCGGGCGCCCGCGCGCUCGUCACGCAGGUGCAGCACCUCGACGUCGCGGUGCGGGCGGCGGCGGCGGCGGGCAUCGCCGACGACAGGAUCAUCCUGGUGGGCGCGCACAUGUCGGACGGGGCGGGCGGGAGCAGGUUCAAGCACUACAGCAGCAUCCGGAGCACCUUUUACUGCAGCAAGUACGCGCAGACGCUGGUGGAGCCGAGGAAGGACCUGGCGUUUUUGGUGUACAGCAGCGGCACGACGGGGCUGCCCAAGGGGGUGUGCCUGAGCCACUACAACAUGGUGGCGAACCUGAUGCAGGUGGCCCAGACGGAGGGGCACUACCUGCAGCCGGUGGGAGGGUUGGAUGGGCAGGGGGAUCGGAUGUUGGGGGUGACGCCGUUUUUCCACGUAUAUGGCCUUCUCUCGUGCGUCCUGUCGUCGGCCUACUUUGGCUGGGAGCUGGUCAUCAUGUCGCGCUUCGACAUGGAGCAGGCGUGCGCGCUGAUCGAGAAGCACCGCAUCACGUACAUUUACGUGCCGCCGCCCAUCGUGCUGGCGUUUGCAAAAUCGCCCAUCUGCGACAGGUACGACCUCUCGUCGCUCAAGAUGCUGCACUCGGGCGCGGCGCCCCUCACGCGCGAGCUGACCGAGGAGCUGUGGAACCGGCUCAAGCUCCCCGUCAAGCAGGGCUACGGCCUCUCGGAGACGUCGCCCGUCGUGUCGGUCCAGGCGCCCGACGAGUGGGCCAAGUUUAUGGGCAGCGUCGGCAAGCUCGUGCCCAACAUGACGGCGAAGCUGGUGGCGGCGGACGGCCAGGAGGUGCCCGAGGGCGACGAGAUGGCCGAGGGUGAGCUGUGGGUCAAGGGCCCGCAGCUGUUCUUGGGGUACCUCAACAAUCCGGACAAGACGAGGGAGACGAUGAGCGAGGACGGGUACUUCAAGACGGGCGACGUGUUCCGCAAGGACAGGUUCGGGAACCUGUACUGCGUGGACCGGCUCAAGGAGCUCAUCAAGUACAAGGGCUUCCAGGUGGCGCCGGCGGAGCUGGAGGGCCUGCUGCUGGGACACCCCGAGGUCGCCGACGUUGGCGUCGUGGGCGUCCAGGACGACGAGCUGGCGAGCGAGGUGCCGAGGGCGUACGUGGUGCUCAAGGACCAAAGGGCCGGAGGGGAGGCCAAGGCGCGGGAGAUUGUGGACUGGAUGGCGAGCAGGGUGGCGCCGCACAAGAAGCUGCGGGGAGGGGUGGUGCUGGUCGAUGCGAUCCCCAAGUCGCCGAGUGGGAAGAUACUGAGGAGGGUGCUGAGGGAUGUGGCGAAGAAGGAGAGGAGGGGAGCCAAGUUGUAGAGUAGACUUGUAGUAUUCUCUCUUUUUUGACUCCAAGAAUUCAUUCAAGGCUAGUUCUAGUUUUAAAUAUAUACAAAGAACAUGUAAAAGCAG